UGAAUGUGUGCACAAUGUGUGUGUCAGUGACGGUGACUGUGUUAUGGUGUGAGUUGUUAAAAAUUGAUUAUAAUUUGUUAAAAAUUAUGCAACGACUCUCAAUUGUCUUUUUAUAGAAUUCAUUUUAAAAAUAAUUGUUUUCCCCUAAAUCGUUAUUACGACUUUCAAACCUUUCCCUAGUGGAUUCCAAUUGUCAGUGUUUAUUGUUUUGUUUCUGUUAAACUGAGUAUUGAUUUUAUAGGUUAACUGCGUCCGUAUUUAUGCUGGUUACAAUAAUUAAUAAAUAAAAUGAGUGUGUGUAAGCUAGUAGUGGGAAUUAAUAAAAUAAGCUGUAUAAGCUUAACAAAUGGAAAUGCUAAGAAGAUUGGAGUUUCCCUCUUCAGGGCAUUUUCUUCCCGUGAUUUGUUGAAAGAAGCUUACUGCAGGACGAAAUUAAAAUGUCGUUCAAAAAAACUACCUCAAGACGUGAACCCCACAGGGGUGUUUGCCUGCAACGAGCUGGACCUCUCGGAAGUGAAUGUUUAUGGGUUUGACUACGACUACACUCUGGCCCACUACAAGCCCUCUCUGGAACACCUCCUCUAUAAUCUUGGAAGAGAGAUUCUUCUGGAGAAAUAUAAUUAUCCUCCAGAAAUCCUCAAGUUGGAGUACAAGCCGAACUUUGCAGUCCGCGGUCUUCACUAUGACAUAGAGAAAGGGUUACUUCUGAAACUAGACUCAUUCUUACAAAUACAGUUUGGGGCGGUGUACCGAGGCCUCACGCAGGUGCCCAGUGAUGAAGUGCUUAAGCUGUAUAAGAAUAGGAUAAUACCCAUUGCUUACGUUGAGGGGGAUAACAGAGCACAUAAGUCAAGUCGCGCGAAGAUGGUACACCUGGCGGACCUGUUCUCUGUGCCGGAGAUGGGCCUGCUGUGCAACGUGGCCGAGUACUUCAUCCGGAACCAUAUCGACUACCACCCGGAGAUACUGUUCCUCGAUGUCAAGAACUCAGUGCAAUCCAGUCACCCGAUAAUGCACAAAGUAGUGGCUCAAAACGUGCAGGAGUACAUCCGGCCCAACCCCGAGCUCAGGAACUAUUUCCAGAUGCUGCAGGACAACCAGAAGAAACUGUUCCUCGUCACCAACAGCCCCUUCCAUUUCGUUAACGCAGGCAUGGACAUGCUGGUGGGCCACGACUGGCGCGACUUCUUCGACGUGGUCAUAGUCAACGCCAACAAGCCCAAGUUCUUCACGGAGGUGUCCCGCCCCAUACGGGUGUUUGAUAAAAACGCCAACACGCACAUCUGGGAGAAGGUUACGUCGCUGGAGAAAGGGAUUAUUUAUUAUGAGGGCACAGUGAAGCAACUGCAAGACCUGACGGGCUGGUCUGGGCACCAGGUGCUGUACUUCGGCGACCACCCCUACAGCGACCUCGCCGACGUCACACUCGAGCACGGCUGGCGGACCGGCGCCAUCAUCAACGAACUCACGCACGAGAUCAAUACACUCAACAUGCAUUCGUUCAAAGAGAAUGCCAACUGGCUGCAGAUGUUGACGCAGCUGAUCGAGGACCACCAGGACUACAAGCGGCCCGAGGAGCUGGAGGUGCUCGCGCAGUGGAUGGCCGAGAGGGACUACUUGAGGAGUUGUUGUGAUGGUUCCAGGAACGAAAUCAAGGCGGUGUUCAACCCUCAGUUCGGUAGUGUGUUCCGAACGUACCACAACCCCACCUACUUCUCGCGGCGACUGUUCCGGUUCGCUGAUAUCUACACCUCGAAUAUAAAACAUCUGCUCAGAUACUCCACCACACAUACCUUCUACCCACGACGAGGUGUCAUGCCUCACGAGUACGGAUCCUACUUCGUAUAGUAUAACGUUAUGUUUAGAUUCUAAGCUAAGUUAUUGACAUUUAUGUACAUAAUGUUGCUAGCAUUUUUUCCUCCCCAAUCGUAAUUUGUAAGAUCAUGUAAAAUACACAGUAUUUUUUGUGUAAAAAUAUUGCUCGUAAGAUGUUCUAUGUGUCAAAGACAAAGGUUUGUUAAAGUAUAGAAAAAAUAUUAGGCUGAUACUAAUUUUGGUUACUCGAACGGUUUCUAGUCAGCAGUAUUUAGGUUGAAUGUUCAUUGUUACUAACUCCAUUAUAUUGAAUUAAAUUAUUAUAUUCUUUUUAUAUAUUGUACUUAUAAGUACAUUUAUUUCGAAGAAGUUUUAUGUUAUUAAAAUGAUUUUAAGUAACAUAUCUUGUAAGUCAAUUUUAGUUACUGUAAGAGACAGUAAAUUUUACUAUACCUACUAAACAAACAUUUUUAAAUAAUUUACUGGCAGAUAAAUUGAAAUUUUAUAUAAUUAUAUUUAGUACAUGCGUGUUCAUAAAAUCAUUAUAGGUCUUUUAUUUACGAAAUAACGAGUCAUGUGCGUAAAUAUAUUACACUAUUUCUGUGUAACGUAUUUGUAAGAACACUCAGUCUAUUAAUACCGUCAAUGGAUAUUAUAAUCUUGCCAUUUAAUUAAUUAAUGGAGAUUAUGUUUCGUGAUUAGUUAAUAAAGAGUAUUCCAUUAUCUAUAAUAGGUGCAAAGUGUUCAACGUAAAUUAAUGUUUUUGACAUAAAAAUGUAAACCAUGUUUAACGGUGGUUUAUCACGCUAUUUGCCACAUCUCAACUUCUAUUAAACUAGAUACGGGAUAAACAGAUGUUUAGCUAAACUAUUUUGUGGUUGUACAACAGGUGUAUAUUUCAAAAACUGUUGUGAAAAUACCUAGGUACUCGUAGAACAUAAAAAAUGCUAUCAAUUGGAAAAAUCUUGAGCUAGCCCAGCUUGAAUUAUGUCUUUUGGAAAAAGAACUUUGUAAAUGUAGCUAUACUUAAAUGAAAUUUGUUAUAUCCAAUUAUUUAAUCGCACAUGUAAGUUAGUGCUGCUACGAGUAUUAUGAUAUGAAGAACAGAAUUUUUUGAAUCUCAAUACUAUCUAAUUGUAUGCACAUAAGGUUCUUUUUCGUUGUCCCAUAGUUAUCAUUAUUAAAGUUACGGUUAUCGUAUUGAUAACCUCUUAUUGUGCCAUCGGAUCGACAAUAAAUCAUAAACAUUAAAUCAAGAAUUAAGGUACACUUAACUAAGUAUCUAGUUAUAUACUUGUGUAUUAAUUAUUAGGUGCCGUUUGUUACCAGGGAAUAUUGCAAAAUCGUUAUUUUUUGUUAAUUUUAUUGUCAGUUUUGUUAUAAUAAAUUUUACUAGAAAU
This is a messenger RNA of Plutella xylostella (diamondback moth), 3215 nucleotides long. NCBI's taxonomy places the organism in Eukaryota, Metazoa, Arthropoda, Insecta, Lepidoptera, Plutellidae. The record is from RefSeq and is a predicted model, not a curated record.